Messenger RNA from Rotaria sp. Silwood1, 5277 nucleotides. The record is from the annotation of a GenBank genome assembly. Lineage: Eukaryota; Metazoa; Rotifera; Eurotatoria; Philodinida; Philodinidae.
AUGUCAACUCCUCAAUAUUAUCAAACGAGAAGUAACACAAAAAUUGAUAAAACAAUCAGUGAACUUUCAUCUGAUCUACCAUCUACACAUCGAAUGGCAUCAUCACAUUCAGAUCAAUUAACAACAACGACUGAUAUUUCACAAUCGAUCAAUAACAAGCAAGCAGAAAAUCCAAUAUUGAAAUCGAAGAGUUCACAAUAUAAAGAAGAGAAUGUAUCAUUUAAUGAACAAUUUUCAAUAAUUGAUGAACAUCAUUCAGUCGAACAAUCGCCAUCAAUAUACCCUGCUCAACAAACAUUACCAUCACAUGAUAUGAAAACCCUGUUAGGCCCAUCAUCAUCGGUUAUCAACGCUGAAGAAACCCUUCGUUCAUCUGUUUCGUCAAUAAAUCCACAAGGAUUAGAUUUACCAACAAACACAUCAUCAAUUCCGCAACGUUUACAAUUAAAUUCAAAUUUGAACAACGAACGAGAAUUAGAUGAGUUACAAUACACAGCAUUACAUCAAUUAUCACCAACUACAACGUUUGAUGAAAAUAAUCGUUUAAAAUUAGAAGUUGAACGAUUAACAAAAGAAUUAGAACUGAUAAAAUUACAACAAUCUCAACAGCAAUCACAUAUACGUGCAUCUCAUUCUGAUACACCUUGUGCAAUUGUUCAACAACCGACGACAGCAAUAACACAAUUACCAUAUUCGAAUGUGAAUACGACACCUAUUCAUAUAAUAGUUAAUACCGAUCCACUUCAACAAAUGAAAGACUUUGUCAAACCGUUCAAUGGCAAUCCCAACGAUGAUGUUAUUAAAUGGUUGGAGAGUAUUGUUCAUUAUUUUGACAUUGCACAAAUAUCAGGUGAUAAAGAAACUUUAUAUUUUCAAUAUGCUCCAGCAUUCUUAAAGGAAUAUGCAUAUAAAUGGUGGGCAGAUCAAAAGCAUUAUAUAUUCAGUUGGUCAAUGUUCAAGCAAGCAGUGAUAACACAAUUUGCUGAAAAGAAUGAAUAUUUGAUAGCACAGCAAUUCGACCAACGAAAACAACAAAUUAAUGAGCCGGUCAUCAAGUAUUAUUAUGAUGUCAUAGAUUUAUGCAAGAAAUAUGAUUCAGAUAUGACAGAUAAACAAAAAAUUCGUAAAUUAACCAAUGGACUUAAAUUAUCAUUAUAUCAAGAAGCUAUUAAAGAAACUUAUUCAACACCAUUUGAUUUUUUAACAAAGGUACAACAAUUGGAAAAUAUUCAGAAGUUGAUUGAAUUAAGACAAAAUCAAACAACUCAAGUAUCAACUAUAAUGAAGAAUGAUGACAAAUUAUCAUUACCAUCACAUUCUUAUCAAUCAUCGAGUCGACAACCAAACAAUUACUCGACAAGACCGACAUAUUAUUCUUCAUCCGCACAAAAUGAUUAUUCAUAUACAACACAGCAAUCGUUUCCACCACCAUCGAAUCCAUAUCCAUCAUAUGAUCACUAUGAAUGUAAUCAGAAUCAACAAUAUCCAGCAUCACAGGUUUCUCAAUCUCAGCAAAGGUCAACAACAACAAAAAUAUUCAAAAAACCAAUAGCAGGGGUGCCGGAUGGUGGUUCCUCUGAAAGAAUAAUAAAUCCAUCACCAUUAUCAUUCAUCACAGCUCCGGUUAAUGGUUUUCGAUUACAAUGUCUUUUAGAUACAGGAGCUAGUAAUACAUUUAUUCACACAUCAACGUUAUCCAAAAUUCGACAUAAUCCAAUUAAACGAAUAAAAGGUAAGUAUACAUUGGCCGAUGGAAAUACCACAGUCGAUAUUGAUGGAGAAGUUGAAAUUAAUAUUCAAAUAGGACCCAUUAGAACGAGUAUUACUGCAUUGAUAUCAAAAUCUUUAUCAACAUUAUGUAUAUUAGGUCAAGAUUGGAUAAGAAAGUGUUCAGUCGAUAUUUGCCAAUCAAGUAAAUUAAUUAUCAUAUACACAACACGAUCAUCAGCUACUAUAUCAAUGGACGAUAAUGUGGACAAGCAUAAUUUUGAUCUUCGAUUAGCUAACACCAUCUUAUUAAAACCACAACAUGAAUCAAUUGUUCGACUUAAAUCACCUAUUUCUUCUUCGUCAAAUGUUAUUUUUCAUCCUAAUCGUAACAUCCAAUAUCAAAAACUUAUUGCCAUUCCGAAUGCUUUAUUAUCUAUACGAAAUUAUGAAACAUAUAUUACAAUCGCUAAUCCAACAAAUAAAAUAUGUCGAAUACCUAUUCAUACUAAUAUUGGUUUUUUUACCGUACAACCAUUAGAUAUUCAUUGUUAUAGUAUCAAUUCAUGUUUAAAUAAUUAUCAAUGGUCGUCGAAUGAACAACAACCAGAAGUUGAUAAACAUGACUCAAUAGAAGCUAUAUUUGAUCAAUUGUUAGAUCACAUUCAAGAUCAAAAUGAAAAAUCCAUAAUUCAUCAAUUGUUAAUUAAAUAUAAAAAGAUUUUUGAUACAUCUAUACAUUCGAUCGCUAAAAUUUAUGCUCCACCAAUGAUUAAAACUGGAUUAAAUCUUCCGAUUCAUUCACGUGUUUAUCGUACAGAUCCAAUCAAACAACAACAUAUUUCGACAAUUAUUGAUGAUAUGUUAAAAUCUGGACAAAUUCAAAAAUCAUAUUCUAGUUGGUCCUCACCAGUGAUCUUAGUAAAAAAAAAAGAUGGAACUUAUAGAUUUGUUAUUGAUUAUCGUCAACUAAACAAUAUCACAGAACGAGAUAGUUAUCCUUUACCACGAAUUGAAGAAACAUUAAACAGAUUAAAUGGUAAUACUUAUUUCUCGAAACUUGAUUUGAAAACCGGAUACCAUCAAAUCCCGAUUCAUUCAUCCGAUAAAGAGAAAACAACAUUUGUUACAUACAAUGGUAUAUUUCAUUUUAAUGUAAUGCCACAAGGAUUAAAAAAUGCACCAUCUAGUUUUCAACGUAUAAUGUAUGAAUUAUUGGUAAAUACACGAUGGGAUUUUUGUUUAGUAUAUAUUGACGACGUGAUCAUAUUUUCUCAAACAUUCGAUCAACACGUUGCUCAUUUGAAUGAAAUAUUUUCGGUUUUACACAAUGCCAAUCUACAACUUAAUCCACAAAAAUGCUCUCUUUUUAAAGGCGAAAUUAAUUAUCUGGGCCACACAAUCAAUCAACAAGGAAUUCGACCACUUCAAGACAAUGUUGAAUCAAUUAUUAAAUUACCAACACCAACAACACCAAAACAAGUCCAUUCAUUCAUUCAAGCUGCCAAUUAUUAUCGUGACCAUAUCGAAAAUUUUUCAAAGAUUGCUGCACCAUUAUAUCCUUACACAAAGAAGAACGCCACUUGGAAAGGUUGGACACCACAAAUGGAAAACGCAUACAAUGAACUUAAACGCCGACUUACAACAUCACCAGUAUUUCUCAAUUUUCCCGAUGAUAAAUCACCACUUGUAUUAUCAACGGAUGCUUCGGGUUACGGCAUGGGUGGUGUUUUACGACAAACAACACCAGAAGGAUCAAAAGUAAUAAAAUAUGUAUCAAAAAAAUUUAAUGUCGCACAAAAAAAGUACUCUACGACCGAAAGAGAAUGUUUAGCAUUAGUAUGGUGCAUUUGUAAGUUGAAAGAAUAUAUUUGGGGACGACCCAUACAGGUAGAAACUGAUCAUUGCCCCCUAUGUAGUUUUAAUAAAAAGAAAUUUCAAAAUUCGAGAAUCGAGCGUUGGCAAUUACAAUUAUCGGAAUACGACAUUACAACAAUCACUUAUAAACGUGGAAAGUGUAAUUGUGAUGCCGAUUUAGUAUCACGUUUUCCAUAUGAUGAAGCUGAUAUUGAUGAUGAAGAACAUCCAAUGUGUGUUCGACACUAUACACAACCUUCUGCUAAUCAUAUAACUGCUUUACAAAUCAAUGUCAUUACAAGAUCGAGAGCCAAACAAUUAUCAACGAAAUUGUCCGUACCAUCUCCAUUUACAUCUUCAUCAUCGAACAUCACGACAAGAUUCAAAACUAAAAAGAUUAAUAUCUCACCUAAUUUCGACACAACACUUGCUCCAUUUUCAUCAACAACACCUACAAUAGUCUUGCCUUCAUCAUCAUUAAUUGAUUUUAGUAUCGAUCGAAUUCUAAAUGAUCAAAGGAAUGACAUUGAUAUUCAAACAAGAAUACAAAAUAUCAAAGAUGAUCCUCGAAAAUAUUUGAACGAUGUUGUCGAUCAACAACUUUUAUAUAAAUUAGUUACACGAAAUGAUCAUACGAAAAUCAAAUUACCAUGGAUACCAAUGUCAAUGAUUCCAGACAUUCUAUCCGCAUACCACGAUCAUCCACUUAGUGGGCAUUUUGGUGUCAAUCGUACGUAUAAUAAAAUAAAGGAUAAGUUUUAUUGGUUUCAGAUGUUAAAUUCGAUCAAACAAUAUAUUCGAUCUUGUGCACAAUGUGCUCAAUUUAAUGUACAACGACGAAAGAAGCCUGGAUUAUUACAAAAGGAGCCACUACCAGAGGGUGUGUUUGAACUAAUGCAGAUGGAUUUUUGGAAAGCACCUAUUCGAUCUUCUGAAGGCAACCAAUAUGUAUUAAUAAUUACUGAUCGAUUAUCUAAAUAUGUCUUUGCCCGGGCAUUAUCAUCAGAAAAUGCCAGAGACGCUGCCGAGAUGCUAUUUGAAGACAUUAUAUUGAAACAUGGUGCAAUUCGAUGUAUACAGUCCGAUCAAGGUUCUCAUUUCAGAAAUGAGCUGUUGUCAGUAAUCACACAAUUAACUGGUUGUAAACAAGUAUUUUCAAUUCCGUACCAUCCUAUGUCGAAUGGUCAAGUGGAACGAUUUAACUCAACCUUUUGUGAUCAACUCAAAAAAUAUUAUCAUGAUAACAUCAAUGAUUGGGAUAUUUAUUUGCAAUCCAUUGUAUGGGCAUAUAAUUCGUGUAUUCACUCUGUAACUGGUUUUAUUCCAUAUGAAUUAGCAUUUAAUCGUCGAUUAAUAUCACCGUUUGAAUUUCCAUCAUCAAAAAUUGUAAUGUUAAAACCACACGAUUAUUGGGAAAAAGCAAACAAAUUCAAGCAAGUGGCCAUUCAUGCAGCUCAAUUCAAUAUCAAACAACAACAACAAUUGAGUAAACGACGAUACGACAAAGGACGAGCUAAUCCAAUAUACACACUAGAUGACAUGGUAUGGAUAAAAAUAUUGUCUGGUCGUUCGAAAUUAGAUCCUCGAUAUCAUGGUCCAUUUCGUAUUAUAAAGAGAAUUACUGACGUCAAGUAUAUCGUUGAACAUACACAAGACCAUUAUCAAAAAGAAGAACAUGUCAACAAUUUUAUUCCAUUUUACGAACGAAGUUAA